Molecule: messenger RNA, 927 nt
Organism: Entrophospora candida
Lineage: Eukaryota; Fungi; Glomeromycota; Glomeromycetes; Entrophosporales; Entrophosporaceae
Source: the annotation of a GenBank genome assembly
AUGACAGAUUCACGAUCUUAUAAAGAAAAAUACUACAAACUAAAAGAAAAAUUCGAGAAUCUUAAUAAGCAAAAGGAAGAUUUAAAACAUAGUUUAGAAGUCAAUAAACACAGGUCAAGAAGAUUAAAAGAAGAAAAUAAUAGCAGUUCUUCUGAUGAAUUAUUAUCGGAUGCAACUUCUGAAGAUGUUGAAGAUGUUCCAAUGCAAGCUACUAAUAAAUACGCGUCUUUUUCAUCUACAAAAUCUUCCGGUAAACGUAAAGCUGAAGAAUCUGUUCCUGUUGAGGAAGCCCAAACACAAAAACGUCGCCGUAAACCAACAACUGUUAAGAAGAAGCGUGACGAUCGUACUGAUGCCAAGAGAAUUGAGCCAUUACCUAUGAACCCUGAUGAUACGCUAAAAUUACCUGUAACAAUUGGUAAAGGAACCAACGAAGUCUCUAUUCAUAGAAUAGGUGAGAUUGUAUGGGAUAGAGAAGCUUAUCACACUAAUCGUUAUAUAUUUCCUGUUGGUUUUAUGAGUAAAAAACAAUAUUUAAGUGCUGUUGAUGUUACUAGAAGGACAACUUAUACAAGUGAAAUUUUAGAUGGUGGUGACACUCCAAUUUUUCAAAUUACAGCAGAGGAUCAACCAGGACGUAAGUUUAGUGCAAGUUCGUCAAGCGGUGUCUGGAAAAAAAUCCUUGAUGAAAUUAAUGUACAAGGCGUUCCUUCAAAAACUCAUGCAAGUGGUCCUGAAAUGUUGGGUCUGAGUCACUUAGGAAUCACAAAAUACAUACAAGAAUUGCCUGGAGCAGAAAAAUGUACAAAAUAUGUUAUGCAAAGAUGGGUAGAUGACGAUGAUGAUCAUGAGAAUGAAAAUAACGAUGUUGAUAAUUUUAGUAAAAUUUCUAAUAAAGUUUCUAAAUCCACAAAUGGUUAUCAUUAG